GCCAUGCAGCGGGAGACAGGAAGGCGGGACUGGGCUAAAUGAGCCGGAGCAGGGGAGACGCAGUAAUAGGAGGGGGGUCGCCCCCCGCUUCCCCUGGAUGCCUCCCAGGGCUCUGCUCAAAUAUCUGGUUCUGGAGGUGCACUACAGGGAUUCUUGCUGUUGUCGUGGUUUUGAUCUUGUGUAUUCACCUUGCGGUAAAUAGCUCAUCAGGGAAAGAUUCUUCUGGCUCUCCUCCUCCGGAACCAUGCCCUGCCGACUGGCUGUACCACCAAAGGAAAUGUUACUACUUCUCUGAGAAAGAAAAGGACUGGGACUCCAGUCGGAGCUUUUGUUCCUCACACAACAGCUCCCUAACUGUAAUUGAAAACCAGCAGGAACUGAACUUUAUAAUGAAAAUAACAAAGCAAGAUCCGUGGAUUGGACUUCAGAAGACAGGAGAAGAAUUCCAUUGGGUAAACGGGACUCCAUUAGAUACAAAUCUGUUGGCAGUAAAGGGUUCUGGAGAAUGCGCCUAUAUUGAAUCAGAUGGGAUCUCCAGUUCUGGAUGCUCAUUAACCAGGGGUUGGGUCUGUAAAAAAACCUCUUAGCUCUGUGUACUCAAGCUUCACUCAGCCAAUUAAUGUAAGACCCCGGGUUCAACUGUCACAGUUCCGGGCAACUGCACCUGUAUU
Emys orbicularis (European pond turtle) is the source of this 671-nucleotide messenger RNA. RefSeq names its product C-type lectin domain family 2 member L-like. The record is from RefSeq and is a predicted model, not a curated record. The coding region runs from base 39 to 587 and encodes 182 amino acids. The transcript has 5 exons. NCBI's taxonomy places the organism in Eukaryota, Metazoa, Chordata, Testudines, Emydidae.